Molecule: messenger RNA, 1485 nt
Organism: Adineta ricciae
Lineage: Eukaryota; Metazoa; Rotifera; Eurotatoria; Adinetida; Adinetidae
Source: the annotation of a GenBank genome assembly
AUGAAAGAAAAAAAAACGCAGGCAUACACAGAGUGCAGGAAGAGAAUAACAAAAGUAAUGUCUGGUGAAGAAGUUUGCAUUAUUGUCAUUCCAAAUGAUCUACCUACUGAAGAGAAUGAUCACGAGCGAAACACUACUAAUAAUGUACAACACACAGAAGAAUAUCCAUGUCCUGAAUGUGAACAAUCCUUAGCCAGUCGGUUACGUUAUCAUACAAUUCCGAAAUUGAAACUACGGGAUACUAUUUGGAUUCCUACAGAUAGUAAUAGAAGCUUUUUGGUCAUUUGUUACACUGAACUGGGUCCUCAGUCUGAUGGUAUUCUCGAUGAGUUACGUCGCGCAGAAAUUGGUAUUCGUGAGGGAUCAAAAGUUUUUGUCAUCCCAUUGAGUUGUGCUUUGGGCAUACAAAAAAUUGUGGACAAACAAAAAACUUUACCGAAUAGUACAUCUGCAGAUGCCGUGGACGAACAAUCCCAUGAGAAUAAUUUACCUAAAACACCCUUGUCGAUCAAUCAUGGACUGUUUUAUCCAUUCCUGAAGAGUAUCCGGGCUCGGUUAACUGUACACAAAGUUCUUGGAGUCAUUCGACGUCAAAGUUCAUUUACAUUUGAUUAUUUCUUCUUUUGUAUAUUGGCUUCGGUACUUGCAUGCUUGGGUCUGUUGGAAAAUAACACGGUAGUUUUAGUAUGGAGCGCACUGCUUUCGCCAUUGAUGGGUCCUAUAAUGGGUUUUGUCAUCGGUAUGCGCACUCGUGACAAAAAAUUAUGGUCGGCUGGACUGAAGUCUGAAUGCUAUGGAAUCUUAAUCGGUAUACUAACGGGAUUUAUUUUUGGAUUGUGCAGCACUUGGUCCGAAACUAAAUGGGGUGGUAGUGAUUCGUUUCCGACCGAUGAAAUGCGCUCGCGAGGUGAUUAUCGACGUUUAUGGUUUGGUGCUUUGGUUGCGAUAGCCAGUGGUGCUGCAGCAGCUCUAUCCGUUCUAGGCGGCAACUUUGGUUCGUUGGUUGGAGUAGCGAUCAGUGCUUCUCUUCUUCCGCCGGCUGUCAACACGGGCUUAUUAUUUAGCUACAGUCUUUUAUCUUUUUCUCGAUCAAACAUCGGCCGCCAUCUUUCAAAACCAUCGAAUGCAACAACAUUCAAUUCGCUUCCUAGCUUUGUCAAUUGCACAGAAUUCGUCGACAAUAAAUAUGUACCUCUCUAUUCGUGUGAUAUGCCACAAGAAGCAGCACAGUUGGCUGUAUACUCGUUUAUUAUUACCUUAAUCAAUAUUGUCAGUAUUUGUGUGAUGGCAGUAUGCAUUCUACUUAUAAAGAAGGUGGCACCGAUAGUUCCAGACGAUGAAAUAACUCAAUUUUGGCACUCGGCAGAAUCGAAGAAAAUACGUACUCUCGCGAACAAUGAAGUCCAGAGUGUAACGGGUAAAGAAAAUGGUCAAGACCUGAUUGAAGCUUGGAAAAUCAUUCGUGAUGCUCAUCAAGAUCCAUAG